AUGUCGGAACAUUUUCGUUGCAUCAUUGUUGGUGGUGGGCCGAUGGGUCUCAUCACCGCCCAUGCCUUGACGGCGGCGGGGAUGGACUGGGUGUUGCUGGAAAGAGAAGACGACAUUGUAGUACAAGACACUCCCUGUGUCGUCAUGUAUCCCGAUACCCUCAGAGUCAUGGAUCAACUCGGACUUGUCGAUCGGUUAUUUCGAAUCAAGACAACCGUUGACCGUACCCAAACACUAACGCACGACGGCGCCUCAUACAAUACCACAUAUCCUCAUGACUGGAGCAUGGAAAAUCAUGGCAGAGGGAACUGGUAUUUUCAUCAACCACAAUUGGUCAGCGUCUUGUAUGAAGCUCUAUCAGAGAGCGAUCGAGCUCGCGUAAAGACGUGCAAAGAAGUCACAGACAUUGAAGCAGAAUCUGAGACGAUAAUUGUUCACUGCUCGGAUGGUACGGUUGAGGAGGGCAGCCUUGUCAUUGGAGCCGACGGAGGCCACAGCAUUGUCCGGGACAUGAUGAGAAUAAACGCACUGGCCGAGGACCCAAAGGCAGCCGUCAAUGCCACGCUGCCCUUUGCUGCCAGCUAUCGUGUAUUAUGGGGCACGAUACCAAUGGCCGAGAACAUGAAGAGCAACGAGGCCUGGGAGUGCCACGGCAAGGGCUACUCGUCGCAAAUGUUCUUUGGUCGUGGCCGGGGCUGGUUCUUUGUCUACGAGAAGCUCAAGAAGCCGACGCGCGGCCUGCGCAAUUACACUGAAAAGGACAUGUACAGCUGCGCCGCCCGGCUCGCCAACCUACCCAUGACGAACAAGCUCCGACUGCGCGACGUCUAUGCCGUUUCGCACGGAUGCGGCAUGGCAGACCUGGGUGAAGGCCUCGUGCGCCGCUUUGCCUGGGGCCGAACAGUCCUCAUUGGAGAGGCAGGCAACAAGCAGACCUCGCAUCUCGGCCUGGGCCUGAACAGCGGCGUCCAGGACAUUGUCGCGCUGACCAAUACGCUGUCAAAGCUUGUUCAGCAUCACGGAGAGCGGCACGAGCUGGUCGAAACCGAAGCCAUUCACCUGGCCCUCCGCAAGUACGACGCGAUCCGUCGCGGUGACGCGCUUCAUGGCUCAAGGACGUCAGCGAGGGCCGCUAGGCUGCAUUCUUGGAAUGGCCGCGCACUACGUCUAUAUGACAGGUAUUUUCUCCCAGCUGGAGGAUCCAGCAAAAAGAACUACGAUGGUACAAUAGGUGCCAUAGUCAGCCACGGUAUGCUCUUGGAUUCACUUCCAGAGACAGAUCCGCAGCAUGGGCGGAUGCCGUGGCUUCACCUCUAG
Pestalotiopsis fici W106-1 is the source of this 1317-nucleotide messenger RNA. RefSeq lists its product as uncharacterized. The coding region runs from base 1 to 1317 and encodes 438 amino acids. The transcript has 2 exons. NCBI's taxonomy places the organism in Eukaryota, Fungi, Ascomycota, Sordariomycetes, Amphisphaeriales, Sporocadaceae. The record is from RefSeq and is a predicted model, not a curated record. Gene Ontology annotation, molecular function: FAD binding.